Cervus elaphus (red deer) is the source of this 3599-nucleotide messenger RNA. RefSeq names its product transcription factor E2F6-like. Bases 370 to 1380 code for a protein of 336 amino acids. The record is from RefSeq and is a predicted model, not a curated record. Gene Ontology annotation, molecular function: RNA polymerase II cis-regulatory region sequence-specific DNA binding; protein dimerization activity; DNA-binding transcription factor activity, RNA polymerase II-specific. Lineage: Eukaryota; Metazoa; Chordata; Mammalia; Artiodactyla; Cervidae. Gene Ontology annotation, biological process: regulation of transcription by RNA polymerase II. Gene Ontology annotation, cellular component: RNA polymerase II transcription regulator complex. The transcript is spliced from 2 exons.
GCCAAAAACAAAACAAACUUAAAACACCGUGCUGCGUGCAUCGGAACGUGCCAGCCGCAGCGGAACGCGCCAGCCGCAGCGGGCAUGCGCACUAGAGGCAGCGCACUGCGCAUGCAUAAAGAUGGCGGGACUCGUGUUCUGAGUGCCAUAGAUCAGCGUGCUUCCUUUCCGCGAGCGUUUCAGCUCCCAGGGGCGUGCGGCAGCGGUGCACCAGUCUGAGGUCCGGCCUAGCCACGUUGAGCAUCUCAUCACAACAGGGGCCAGGUUCGUGCUUGUCCCGCGGGACCGGUGUGUUGGAAGCGGUGCCCGACUUGAGUGGGAGAAGGCGGGAGAGCUCGUGCAGUGCGAGGUGAGGGCCAGCCGGGCAGCAUGAGUCAGCAGCAGCCUGCCUGGGAGGCACGCAGCUUGCAUGUGGACCAGGUGGAGGAGAAGACGGUGUGCGGUGAAUCCAAAGACUCCACCCGCAUGGAGGACCCGCGCGGAUUAAAAGUAAGCUUUAAUUUAGAAGAUAGUGCGCAACAGGUGUCCAUGAAAAAAGGCCCCAAAAUGAAGAUACCUCGAUGUUAUGCGUCCCUGUCUCGUUUAACUCAAAGAUUUAUGGCACUUCUCAGAUCUAGUCCUGGAGGUGUUCUUGACUUAAAUAAAGCUUCAGAAGCACUGGGCGUACGAAAACGAAGAGUGUAUGACGUCAUCAGUGUCUUAAGUGGAAUCGAGCUGGUUGAAAAAAAAUCUAAGAACCAGAUUCAGUGGAUAGGACCUGAUCUUAGCUAUUUGGAAAUAGGGCCCGAACAGAGGAAGCUGCAGGAGGAACUUUUUGACUUAUCAGAGAAAGAAGCAGCUCUGGAUGAAUUAAUUAAGGAUUGUUCUCAACAGAUGUUUGAGUUAAUAGAGGACAGAGAAAACAAAGAUCUAGCAUAUGUGUCAUAUCAAGAUAUUCAUAGCCUUGAAGCCUUCCAUGAACAGACUAUAUUUGCAAUUAAUGCUCCGGGGGAAACCAGCUUGGAUAUUUUGUAUCCCAACGAUGAAUCUGUUGCAGUAUAUAUGAAGAGCACCCAAGGGCCCAUCAAUGUUUAUAUAUGUCAAAUGACGCAGCAGGAUGUCUCAUGUUAUGAAACAUCGGAUGGUGUAGGAACCUUUUCAUCCGAAAGCACACAGCCAGAACACCCUCACCGUGAGAAAGAAGAAUAUCCUCCAGAGCAGAGUGAAGAAUUGCUUGAAGUGAAAACUAAUGGCAUUGAAAUAGACAUCUUGCCUCCUGAAAUUACUCCAUCACACAGAGUAUCACUGAAACUGUUGGGCAGGCUGGAUGGACAGCUGUUUGUGGACUCUGCCCUUUGCUGCUUGGAUCAGGUGUUUUUAUCACAAGAGAAACUGCCUUAAUAUGGGUUAAUGCAUGCAUCUGGACAUGAUGUCUUUGUGUAUAUUUGUGUAAUGUUUAGAUUGCUUAUGAAGUAUUUCAAAGUGAGACUUUUUACCCUUGUAUAACCAAAAUAAUGUCUAUGUGGAAAGUAUCAGACAUACUAUCUAAUUUCUCUGUUCUUUAUAACUGACUAGAACCCUCUGAAUGAGGGUUAGAGAAGAGUUUUUUCCAAAAUUUUAUAUGCAGAGUUAUCAUAAAUAUGCUGUAUUUUUAAAGUUUGUGGAAUUAAUUAUUGUAUUUCACUGCAGUUCCCAGUGCUAAAAUUGGACUUCAAGGUCCCUACAGAUUGAUUGUGUUGGAGCAGACUGGUGGCAUGCCCCAGGCUUUGGGGGCAAGUGUAGAAAUGCCAUCAGAUCAUGGCUUAAUAAUUCCUUACAAGAUGUGAAUUCAUGGUGACAAUUGAAAACUAUUUUAACCUUUAAAAAAAUUUUUAAAGUUUACUGUGGACCAUUGUUAAAGUCUAUUGAAUUUGUUAUGGUAUUGUUUCUGUUCUAUGUUUUUGGUUCUGUGGUCUUAGCUCCUCAACCAGGGAUUGAACACACACCCCUGCAAUGGAAGGCAAAGUCUUAACCACUGGACCACCAGGGGAGUCCCCUAUUUUAACCUUUUUUGCAAGCAGAUUCUGUAAUAUGUUUCUGCAUGUAGCCUUGCUCUUCAGUCAAAGGGAUUUACUUAUGAUGACCUAAUGGUACCCUGCCCUCUCUCCAGCUCUAGUUAAUCAUUUCCAAAUACCUAGUAUUUCUGCUUCAUUAGGUAAAGCAUGUACCACUCUGUGCCUCAGUUUACUCAGUAGUUUACCAUUAGACUGUGAGCUCCUUGAGGGACUUUGUCUUAUUGUUAAGCCCAUUGCCUUGCACCAACAUCUGGCACAUAAAAAGUGCUCAAUAAAUGUUUGAACAAAUCAGUGAGUGAGUCAGUGAAUGGUAAACUUAGACUAAUAAUAUUUGGCUUAUGGAGCAUAACAAGGUUCUUGUGUCAUUCAAAUUCAUAUCUUAAGCUUCUCUUGCUUUCAAAGAAAGAAUUGAAGCAACAUGAAAUUAAGACCAUGUAUAAAAAGAGCAUAAGAAUCAAAAAUCAAAAUAUUGGAAGAUAAUACCGAGCAUUUAGGAGUUGCACACCUGUGAGCUCCAGUGACUUUUGCCAGUCUUGCCCCUCUGCUGAACACCAGCCUCCUCCCUACUGGUGUAGCCCCUGCCGACUGCCUCUGCCAGUCUGGGACUGCUCAUUGUGCUCCUUGGGCACAGGUGACGAACAUGAGAGUUUUAGCAGAAGGUCUGUGUAUCGGUCAGGUGCUCCUUGGACAGGGCCGGGCUGUGCAUUGUAGAGUUGGCAGCUGUCACUUAUAUGUGAUGGCUAACCAUGACAGUGGAUGAGGUCACCUCAUAAGAGGGAAGGAGAAGAGGAGAGGCCCGUUAACAUUUAUUUUAAGGGAAGAGACAGAAGAAAAAGCCUUUCCUGAGAGGGAAUAAUGAGAGGAAGGGGAAAAACAACUGAAGAAGGUGGUGCUCCCCAAACCAACAAAGGAAGCAUGGCCACAAGUGAUAGCAUCCUUUCGAAGCAGCAGUUUCUUACUUGUGACAUAUGACACUCUACUUUGCAAAGUGUUCAGAGUAAAAUGAGAUCAUGUAAACUUGUAAAUAACCUCAAAGGGCCUCCUGUCUCUUUCCUCUUCAGAUCCACCAACUUUCCCUUCGUGUUGCUGUCAGUGUGUUGAUCUGGUUCAGCUCACCCCUACUCCCUUCUACUUCUCAGCUUUAAUGUGCGAAAGAAGCUUUCCAGUCUUACAGCCAGGCUCAUGGAUGAGGGAUGAGUAAAUUAAUCCUUGUUAAGUCUAAGGGAGCUGGGGCUCCCUUAUAGGUAAAACAGAAGUUGUGAUGCAUCAUCUUGGUCAUGUUUUGUUUCUUAAGUUUAUGAGUUUGACUUCUGCAUAAAUAAUAUCUUACUAUCCUUAAUAUCCACAACAAUUAUGUCAGAUAUUGAAUAGCUACCUGAACUAUCAAAUAACCCAAAUAUCAGUAGAAAAUAAUUUAGGAUAUUUUGUUAUAGCUACUCAUUCAUGCUUCUCUAAAUGUGUAUAUCUGUCAGGUGUAUGAGUUUCUGUAACUCCAUUUUGUUUUCAAGAUUUUGGAUCAUUUUUAUUAUCGUUAUUCUAAAUUCUUUUUCAGGUAGAUUCCCUAUC